Molecule: messenger RNA, 7343 nt
Organism: Pyrgilauda ruficollis (rufous-necked snowfinch)
Lineage: Eukaryota; Metazoa; Chordata; Aves; Passeriformes; Passeridae
Gene: PPFIA1
Product: PTPRF interacting protein alpha 1
Exons: 29
Coding region: 986-4654 (1222 amino acids)
Biological process (GO): synapse organization
Cellular component (GO): presynaptic active zone
Molecular function (GO): protein binding
Source: RefSeq, a predicted model, not a curated record
CCCCCCGCCGCUCGGUAGGGGCCGGAGCGAGGGCGGGCUCAGCGGGGCCUCCGCGGCCGAGCUCGCUCCGCAGCGGCUGCGCCGGGCCCGGGCCGGCCGCGCUGCCGGCGCCGCUGGGGCCUCGGCGGGGAGCGAGCGAAGCGAGGAGGGAGGCCCGGCCCGGUGCUCCCCGAGACGGAGCGGGGGAGCGGGAGAGCCCCGCGUCCUCCGCCCGCUUUGUUAGCCGGGCCCUCCGCAGGGAAGGGGACCGGGCCGGUGCCCCCGGAGCUGCCGAGCCCUUUCUUUGCCCGCUCUCCGUUGCGGAGCAUCGUCUGCGGGACUAGUGCAGAGGAAACAACAGGUCUCGCUCCCUGCUCGCCUGCCAAAGCGACGCCAGCGCCUUGCUCUUGGGAUUAUAAAUGUUUGAACUAAGACGCAGGGAACGGGAAGGAGAGCUUCCCGUUGGAAUUAAUAUAAGAGAAAAGAAGGGAGGCUUUUCCAAAUCCUCUACAAGAAAGCUCAUGCUGUUUUCCCCUGCUGUCCGUACUCUGUUUAAUAAUGCGAUUGUGACCUGAGUGGAAUUUGUGAGCGAUGAAGUGUUGAAGCUUGUUGCAUCUCUGCAUCGGACUACAUUUGUUUUUUUUUAAUUUUUUUUUUUUUUUUUUUUGGUCAGCACAUGAUUCCUCUAUCCCAGCUGUUGCAGGACCUAUGGGCCAGUAAUAGAGGGAUGGGAAGCUGAGACAGUUUAUUUUCACAUUCUUCUGUGCCGGGGACUUCACGAGAUAGCUGAAGCUGCUGCUUUUUACUGGAUCUGCUCUUUCCUCGGCAGGUUUUUUAUUAUUUUUUUCAUGUGUUUUGAUUAAACAGUCUUUGGACUGGAGCUGGAUGGGUGCUUUGCAAUCCAAAGGGUUUUGGGGGUUAACAGAAAACUGCUAAAACAGAGAAGAACUGGUGCUGCAGGAAACCUGGGGCCUGUUUUCCAAGCCUUUUCGUUUUAUUGAGCAAGAUGAUGUGUGAGGUGAUGCCAACCAUCAGUGAGGCCGAGAUUCCCGCCGGGGGAAAUGGAGGCCACGGUUCAGGUUCCCCGUUGCAGUCAGAUGCUGAUUCCCACUUUGAGCAGUUAAUGGUGUCCAUGCUGGAAGAGAGGGAUCGCCUGCUGGAAACGCUCCGAGAAACUCAGGAGACGCUCGCCCUCACCCAGGGCAAGCUGCAUGAGGUUGGCCAUGAGAGGGAUUCCUUGCAGAGGCAGCUCAAUACUGCACUUCCACAGGAAUUUGCAGCGCUCACAAAAGAGCUGAAUGUAUGCAGGGAGCAGCUGCUUGAAAGGGAAGAAGAAAUUGCUGAAUUGAAAGCAGAAAGGAAUAACACGAGGCUAUUACUGGAACAUUUGGAGUGUCUUGUCUCCAGGCAUGAGCGAUCCCUCAGGAUGACUGUUGUGAAGAGGCAAGCUCAGUCUCCAGCAGGAGUUUCUAGUGAAGUAGAAGUUCUCAAAGCACUAAAAUCCUUAUUUGAGCACCACAAAGCCCUUGAUGAAAAGGUAAGGGAGAGAUUACGAGUAGCACUUGAAAGGUGUAGCUUAUUGGAAGAAGAACUAGGUACUACACAUAAAGAGUUAAUGAUUCUGAAAGAGCAAAAUAAUCAGAAGAAAACACUUCCAGAUGGGAUGCUGGAUAUAAAUCAUGAACAAGAAAAUACACCAACUACAAAUGGGAAGAGAUCCUCUGAUGGUUCAUUAUGCCACGAUGAAAACCUUGCUAAAGUGAUUGAACUCCAAGACAUCAUAGAUAAGCAAAACAAAGAACAGACACAAAUGAAAGAACGCCUCACUGCUUUGUCCAGCAGAGUAACAGAGCUGGAAGAAGAUCUAGACACAGCAAGGAAAGACUUAAUAAAAUCUGAAGAAAUGAACACAAAGUUACAGAGGGAUGUACGAGAGACUCUGGCCCAGAAGGAGGACAUGGAGGAGAGAAUCACCACUCUGGAGAAACGCUACCUCGCUGCACAACGUGAAGCUACAUCCGUGCAUGACCUCAAUGAUAAACUUGAAAAUGAAAUUGCCACUAAAGACUCCAUGCACCGACAGAGCGAAGAUAAGAACAGGCAACUGCAAGAGCGACUGGAACUGGCUGAGCAAAAGCUGCAGCAGACCCUGAGGAAAGCUGAGACUUUGCCAGAGGUGGAGGCUGAGCUGGCACAGAGAGUGGCAGCACUUACAAAGGCUGAGGAGAGACACGGCAAUAUUGAGGAGCGGCUGAGACAGAUGGAGGCACAGCUUGAAGAGAAGAAUCAAGAACUGCAAAGGGCUAGACAGAGAGAGAAGAUGAAUGAAGAGCAUAAUAAACGUUUGUCAGAAACUGUUGAUAAGCUUCUGUCUGAAUCCAAUGAAAGGCUCCAGCUUCAUCUCAAGGAGAGGAUGGCUGCCCUGGAAGACAAGAAUUCACUUCUUCGAGAAAUUGAAAAUGCAAAAAAACAAAUAGAAGAACUUCAGCAUGAAAAGGAUCAACUUGUAUUAAAUGUUGAUGCAUUAAGAGCUGAAAACGACCAAGUGAGGCUCAGAGCCACAUCACUUCAUCAUAGCAGAGCGGAUUUCAGAUUCCCUGUGGCAUCCUCCUCUGUGGGGGACAGUCACACAGACUCCUACGGCACGUCCUCCGUGCUGAGGCGGCCCCAGAAGGGGCGUCUGGCUGCUCUCAGGGACGAGCCUUCAAAGGUUCAGACCCUGAAUGAGCAGGAUUGGGAGCGGGCCCAGCAAGCCAGUGUGUUGGCAAACGUGGCACAAGCAUUUGAGAGUGAUGUGGAUGUGUCUGACAUGGAGGACGACAGGGAGACCAUUUUCAGCUCAGUUGAUCUGCUGUCACCAAGUGGUCAGGCCGAUGCUCAGACUUUGGCCAUAAUGCUGCAGGAACAGUUGGAUGCAAUCAACAAAGAGAUCAGACUGAUCCAGGAGGAGAAGGAGAACACGGAGCAGCGCGCGGAGGAGAUCGAGAGCCGCGUGGGCAGCGGCAGCCUGGAGGCGCACGGCCGGUUCCGCUCGCUGGGCUCCAUCGCCCCCGCGUUCGGCGGGGCCCUGGCCGGCUCCUCCCCGCCCGGCAGCGGCCGCUCCACGCCCCGGCGCGUCCCGCACAGCCCCGCCAGGGAGGUGGACAGGCUGGGCAUCAUGACUCUGUCUCCAGCUUCCAGAGAAGAGGUACGAGAUGACAAAACCACGAUUAAAUGUGAGACAUCGCCACCUUCUUCACCUCGGUCCUUGCGUCUGGACAGAGUCCAGAAAGGAGCUCUGCACACAGUGAGCCACGAAGAUAUCAGGGACAUUAGGAAUUCAACAGGUUCACAGGAUGGCCAAACAAGUAAUCCUAGUAGCAGUAACAGCAGCCAAGAUUCCCUCCACAAAGCCCCCAAAAAGAAGGGGAUCAAAUCCUCCAUUGGCCGCCUGUUUGGCAAGAAGGAAAAGGGACGACCUGGACAAGGAAGCAAGGAAGCUCUAGGACAAGGUGGCCUGGGAGAAGCAGAUGGUUCCUCUCAGGAUGCAUUAGGCCUCAGCAAACUUGGAGGUCAAGCAGAGAAAAACAGGAAAAUGCAGAAAAAGCACGAGUUGCUGGAGGAAGCCAGAAGACAAGGUUUGCCUUUUGCACAGUGGGAUGGGCCCACUGUGGUGGUGUGGCUGGAGCUGUGGGUGGGGAUGCCAGCCUGGUACGUGGCUGCCUGCCGAGCCAAUGUGAAAAGCGGUGCUAUCAUGUCAGCCCUGUCUGACACGGAAAUCCAGCGGGAAAUUGGCAUCAGCAAUCCCCUGCACAGGCUCAAGCUCCGCCUGGCUAUCCAGGAAAUCAUGUCCCUAACCAGCCCCUCUGCCCCUCCCACCUCAAGGACGACCACGGGAAAUGUCUGGGUAACACAUGAAGAGAUGGAAAAUCUUACAGCCACACAACAAACGACAUUAGCCUAUGGUGACAUGAACCACGAGUGGAUUGGCAAUGAGUGGCUGCCAAGCCUGGGGCUCCCUCAGUACCGCAGCUACUUCAUGGAAUGUCUGGUGGACGCUCGGAUGCUGGAUCACUUAACUAAAAAAGACCUGCGUGGGCAGCUGAAAAUGGUGGACAGCUUUCACAGGAACAGUUUUCAGUGUGGAAUUAUGUGCCUCCGAAGACUGAAUUAUGAUCGAAAAGAACUGGAAAGAAAAAGAGAAGAAAGCCAGAAUGAAAUUAAAGAUGUCCUGGUGUGGAGCAACGAGAGGAUGAUCCACUGGGUGGUGUCCAUCGGCCUUAAGGAAUACGCGAAUAACCUGCUCGAGAGCGGCGUUCACGGCGCACUUGUGGCCUUAGAUGAAUCCUUUGAUUACAAUGCAUUAGCUCUCCUGCUGCAGAUCCCCACUCAAAACACACAGGCUCGUGCUGUUCUGGAGAGGGAAUUCAAUAACCUCCUUGCUAUGGGAACUGAUAGAAGACUUGAUGAAGAUGAUGAUAAGAGCUUUAGGAGAGCACCUUCGUGGAGAAAGAAGUUUAGACCAAAGGACAUAAGAGGUUUAGCUGCUGGAUCAGCAGAGACUCUUCCUGCAAAUUUCAGAGUUACAACCUCAAUGUCUUCACCCUCUAUGCAGCCAAAGAAGAUGCAGAUUGAUGGCAGUGUAUCAGGAACACAAAGAUUGGAUUCUGCCACAGUAAGGACCUACUCCUGUUAAAGCCUUCUCCUGUUUACCCACACUAUUUCUACCGGUGAUAUGCAGCAUUUUGAACAUUUGGAACCCUUAACCUGUUAAUACUUGUUAAAUGGACACUUUGAGAUAUUUUAUUACAGAGUUUUUAAUUAGCAAAUAAAUUCAUGAGUACUAUAGAGAAAAUAUUUUAGAAUCUAAAUGUUUCUUAUAUUUAUGUGACUUGUCAUUUAUAUAGUUACUUACUUUUUCUGUUUCUAUUCAGUCUACAAAUCAAAUCAUUGCUGAUUUUUUAUUCUAAUUUUAGUCUUUCCAACUGAAUGUACUGUAAUGCUUGUAUGUAUAUGUCCCUAUGAGCAAUAUAGGGUUUUUGUAAAUUAUGCAGUAACUGUAAUUAUCAUUGUUUUUUAAUAAUGGAACUGAAGGUGAAAAGGAUUUUAAUACCUUUGUAAGAGUAUCAUGACACCGAGCAGUAUAUAUUUUGUCUUUUGGAGCUCUUAGCUUAGAUCUGAAAACAAGUCCAGCUUUUUUUCAGGUGAGCCUUUGUUGAUGUAGGGGGGACGGUACAUGAGUGUUGUUCUUCUCAGAGCUGUACCUUUCCACACAGAGGAUGUGUCAAGUAGUGGCAAUUUGUCUUUAUUUGAAGUAGAACUGGUUUGAAAAGCUGGGAGGAACUCCUCAGCCUGCGGGAUGCGUUGUAGGAGCGAUUGCCUCAGUCCUAACACCCUCUGCUGUGUUUGCGUAGCGACUCUUCGCAGUGACUGAAAACAAGCCAUAAACCGAGGACUGUUUUUAUUUUUGCUUUUCCUUCCCUGAGGAAGAUAGACUUCGUAAUGAUUCCUGGUCGUGAGCCACAGGCCACAGAGAGGUUUUUUUUUGUCCUAGACCUUUUUGCUUGAAAACACUUGGUGGAAAAUGCUGGUGGAACCAGUUUUAAUGGACCAAUCCUAAAGCACUGCAGCCUCCUGUCAAGUGAGUAGUGAAAGAUGAAGGUACAAUGGGCUGAAAACUAAAGCAGUGCAUCUUCUAAUAAAGGCCUUACUUUUCUUAUGUAAGUCAUCCUAUGUGUUUUGUAAACUUGUUCUAAAGACUUGUCUGGACUUUUAAUUUGGAUGGUUGUAGCCAUUUUGGACUGUAUGAGUAGAAAAUGUAUCUGACACUUGUAAAUGGCAUAUUAAGAAGCCAGCAAGAAUCUGUUCAGAUGGUGCAUUAUUUAUUAUGCAACAAUAUAUAUAGCAUGUCUUUUUUCUUAUUUUGUUUUCCACUUUUAACUUGCUUGUAAAACUGAAAUUCAUUGUUACUGUUCUGUUUUUCUAUUAAUCUUUUGUGUAUUUUCAGAUUAUGUAACAAUAUGUACAGUCUACUUUUGAACUAUUUUUAUCACAGUAUUAUUUAUUGCUUUCGAUAAAGUACUGAUGCAUUUUUCACUGCCAAUAAAACACUAUGGAAAAGCUAAGAUCUAAUUGUAUGCAGGCAGAAACUUUUGCAGUGAGUGGAUAUUGUCAAUAAAGCAUCUUAACGAUUGUUUGCUGCCCUGUAGAUCUGGUUUCAAAUGAUGACCUUUCUCCAGUAGCAAAAAUAUUCCAUUAGAUGUGACAUUUUCUUUGGAAUUGUUCAAGUUCACAUGCAUUAAUGUCAGUUUUCUGGAAAAAAAAACUGCUUUAUUGCCUACUUCUGCUCAUCAUUAGAGCUAUGAUUUGCUUUUUAAAAUAAUAAACCAGACCUGACACACAACUUCAGUGUAUUCUGGUCCACAUGGUGAAGAUGGAAAUGCUGUCCUAGACAGCAGCAACUGUUGCUUUGGUAAUAAAAUGAAAUCAUGGCCAUAGUGAUAUUUGGGGAGAAACACAGGAGUUGAGGGAACCAGUGCAAAAUGGGGUCACAAUAAGCUGUUCAUGUCAAUUUUGAUAUAUUUGUAAACCAUUUCAUUGAGUACAAGACAGAGGGAUAAAGUUGCAGAAUAAUGAAAGGAGUUGUGCAGCAUAUUUCAUCAUGUCCUCAGAUCGACAGCAGGAUGUGGAAUGCCUGGAGAAACACUGCCAUGGACGCUCUAAACCUUAUUCAGUGAUGCAUCUCUGUUUGUCUGGCUUGUCUGUACAAGUUGCUGUCUGUUCAUUUGCAGUCUCUUUUAUAUUCUCAGAGAAUCUAUCUUUCUAGAAAAAAAAAACCUAAAAUGGAACUGCAGAAGGAAAUCCUGACUCACUGUUCACUAAACUUUGCUGUUUAGAGAAACCUUGCCUAGGCGUUGCUGGUCACUGAUGUGAGUGAUAGUAGGUGUUCAAAGUCAUGUCUUGUUGCUUCUCAAAAGUGAAACCAAUGCGGGGUAGACUUGUGAAAUGUGAACAGAAAAUGCGUUUAUUAUUUUGAGGCUGUAAAACCUUAACUGUUAUGGAACAAUGGAACUGACGUGAGAGGUAGAAUAAAUGAGUGAAAUGGUGAAAGCUUUCACAAACUGGCAAAACUGUGUGUGGUGACUUCCUUCUGAGUUGCUCAGCAGAGCUGUGCCGGAGUGAUCCAGAAAAACGUGUCUUGCUCAAUUUUAGUAACUCCCACACACCCUGCUGAAAGAAAACUGCGCAUGUGGAAAAGGCACCUGGGUCUGUUACAGUGAUCUUUAGAUAAUGCUUGAUUAAAUACAACGUUUUGUGAAUUGCCAAAUGUCUUUAAAGGCUUCAGUUGGAGAGAGCGCUGUAAAAAUUAAACUAUGCAUCCUGUC